AUGGGGUUUUGCUUCUCCAAAUCACAAACACAUGAGAUCCCAAUCUCCUCUUCUUCCGAUUCUAGCCCUCGUCAUCGCUACCAACCUAUCCCCAAACCAACCAUCCCUCAAGGACAAACCAGUCAUUUCCCCACCAUUCCUAAACCCAAACCAGCUCCUCCUCCUCCUUCCUCCUCCGGUUCCCAAAUCGGUCCAAUCCUUAACCGGCCAAUGAUCGAUCUCUCUACUCUCUACGACCUCCACAAAGAACUCGGCCGUGGCCAAUUCGGAAUCACAUACAAAUGUACGGACAAAUCCAACGGCCGAGAGUACGCCUGCAAAUCAAUCUCCAAACGCAAACUCAUCCGUCGGAAAGACAUCGAAGACGUGAGGCGAGAGGUCAUGAUCUUGCAGCAUCUCACCGGCCAACCAAACAUCGUCGAGUUUCGAGGCGCGUAUGAGGACAAAGACAAUCUCCAUGUGGUCAUGGAGCUCUGUUCUGGAGGAGAGCUCUUUGAUCGUAUCAUCAAGAAAGGAAGUUACUCUGAGAAAGAAGCUGCUAAUAUCUUCAGACAGAUCGUUAAUGUCGUUCAUGUUUGUCAUUUCAUGGGUGUUGUUCACAGAGACUUGAAGCCUGAGAAUUUCUUGCUUGUUAGUACUGACGAAGAUUCUCCGAUCAAAGCCACCGAUUUUGGACUCUCUGUUUUCAUCGAAGAAGGUAAAGUGUAUAGAGAUAUAGUUGGGAGCGCGUACUAUGUGGCACCAGAAGUGCUACAUCAAAACUACGGGAAAGAGAUUGAUGUAUGGAGCGCUGGUGUAAUGCUUUACAUUCUUCUCAGUGGUGUUCCUCCUUUUUGGGGUGAGACCGAGAAGACUAUAUUCGCGUCGAUUUUGGAAGGAAAGCUGGAUCUUGAAAGCUCUCCUUGGCCUAGUAUAUCGGAAAGUGCGAAAGAUUUGAUAAGAAAGAUGUUGGCAAGAGAUCCUAAAAGACGGAUUACCGCAGCUGAAGCACUUGAGCAUCCAUGGUUGACAGACAGCAAGAUUUCAGAUAAACCAAUCGAUAGUGCUGUUCUUAUUAGGAUGAAGCAAUUCCGCGCAAUGAACAAGCUCAAGAAACUUGCCUUGAAGGUGAUUGCGGAAAAUCUAUCGGAAGAAGAGAUCAAGGGACUAAAGCAAAUGUUUAAGAACAUUGAUACAGAUGGAAGUGGAACCAUCACUUUUGAUGAACUUAGAAGCGGUUUACAUCGGCUUGGAUCUAAGCUUACGGAAUCUGAAAUCAAACAACUCAUGGAAGCUGCUGAUGUGGACAAAAGCGGGACGAUUGAUUACAUUGAGUUUAUAACUGCUACAAUGCAUCGCCAUAGAUUGGAGAAGGAAGAGAAUUUGAUAGAAGCAUUCAAAUAUUUCGACAAAGACAGAAGCGGUUUCAUCACAAGGGACGAGCUUAAACAUUCCAUGACUCAGUAUGGUAUGGGUGAUGAUGCGACCAUAGAUGAAGUUAUCAAUGAUGUCGAUACCGAUAAUGAUGGGAGAAUAAACUACGAAGAAUUUGUGGCGAUGAUGACGAAAGGAACUACAGAUACAGAUUCGAAGCUGAUCAUCAGAUGA
Microthlaspi erraticum is the source of this 1587-nucleotide messenger RNA. The record is from the annotation of a GenBank genome assembly. Lineage: Eukaryota; Viridiplantae; Streptophyta; Magnoliopsida; Brassicales; Brassicaceae.